AUGAGAGAUGUGCCCUCCGCCACGAAUCUCCGUGGAUUCCUCUACUAUCAUCUUCCUCCGGGUGCCCCCCCUCUUGCCGCCGAGAUUCGUUUUCGCGUCACAGGCUCUCCAGACCCGGCCUUCUUCUCAUCGUCUCCGGAUCUGAUGACCCAGCAUGGUUUACCGUGGCGCAUCCCUCUGCUCAACCUCGUGCGUCAUCGCCGCCGCUUACAUCCCGAUCCCCUAUGGCUCGUCCUCGUCGAAGACGGCUUAGUCUCCGAGGAUCAGCUCCUUUCGGAUUCCCAGGUGGACGUACCAAAGGAAUCAAGCCCAUCAAUGAACACGCGGCUCAUUUACGGCUUUGGACAGCCGUUCCUGCUCGACUUCUCCGCAUGCGAACCCCAAUUUCGGCUGAUGGCGGCGACCUUACAUAAGGAUAUACUCGAUGUUUUCCAACGCUGCGGACUCACAGAGGGUACUGCCUUGUGCUGCUUCGAGAAGUCACCGCUCCCCGCGGAGAAAGGCGGACCUACUGUUGUCCUCCGCGUCCUCCGCAUCCUGGAUCCGUUCGCUUUCUUCCCAGACCCCGAAGGCCUAUGGCCUUCCGACCGGGUCCCUCUCGCUGUGCUCGAACCCCGCGAGGGCGAGUUGUUGCGGAUGCACCGGCUUCGGAAAGACGUGGUCUGGACUCCGCCGAAGCGCCUGGAGAAGUUCGGCAUACUCUACGACAACGAGGCGCGCGCGAAUGCGGCGUAA
Molecule: messenger RNA, 735 nt
Organism: Trametes versicolor FP-101664 SS1
Lineage: Eukaryota; Fungi; Basidiomycota; Agaricomycetes; Polyporales; Polyporaceae
Exons: 3
Coding region: 1-735 (244 amino acids)
Source: RefSeq, a predicted model, not a curated record